CUAAAUAGUAGUUGGACACGGAGCAGGCAUGGCGUCCUUCACUCAGAGCCUCAAGUGACAUUUGUUUAUCAAUUUCCCCAUUCGUAUUUAGUUUAAGUUGUUUUUUUAGAUAAGUGUAAACAUAUUUUUUCACAAUGGCGACGAAAACCGUGUGUCGAGUCCUCCAGCGACGUUUUUCAUCUGCUGCAGCGUCACUGCGUCCACCGGGUGCAGAUUUCCGCGGCCAUCGCAGCGCCGUCUUCUCCAGAGAGCAGGCCAGGCAGAGGGCGCUGUACCCCCGCGUGGAGAAGAUCGAGGUGUCGGUGCAGGGCCCGGCGCUGGACGGGACGCUCCUCGUCAUGAACAAAGGGAUGUCCACGCCGCUGAGCUGCGCCAGACACCUGACAGAGCGUCAUGUGGCUCUCUCGGCUCUGGCCCUGGUGGACGGGGAGCCCUGGUCUCUCCACCAGCCCCUCACCAAGUCCUGCUCACUCACUCUGCUCAAAUUUAAAGAGACUGAUCCAACUCUGGUCAACCAGGCUUACUGGCGUUCCUGCGCUGCCUUGCUCGGCCAGGUGCUGGAGACUUCCUUCCAAGACGACUUUGCCGUGCAGCUGCUCAGCACACCUGAGGUGCCAGUAACUUGUGGGGCUUUCUGCUGUGAUGUGGUGCUGGACCCUCGGCUGGACUCAUGGACUCCCUCUGAGGAGUCGCUGCACUCUCUGACCCGAGGAGCCCUGCAGCUCAUCCAGCUGGACCUGGCCUGGGAGCCUCUGGAGGUGGCGCCCUCUGUGGCGCUGGAGGUCUUCUCACACAGCAGAAGUAAACAGGAAGAAGUGGAGCAGAAGGCGGCACUAAACCCUAAAGGCACCGUGACGCUGUACAGAUGUGGUGACCAUGUGCUGCUGAGUGCGGGCCCCCUGGUGGCCAGGACGGGGCUGUGCUCCCAGUACGAGGUGACGGCCCUCCACAGCCUGGAGCAGGGCCCCUGGGGCCUCCAGCGCCGGGCCCAGGGCCUCUCCCUGCCUCUGCAGCUACAUGCGCACCACACAGUCUGGAGGAAACUGAGGCAGCGGGCAGAGAAACUGGUUGAGGUGCCGAAAGCUGAAGAAGUGACUCCGCCCUCUCCUCCAGACUCGCCUCCACCCUCCGACCAGCCAGAGACCACCGCUGUGUAACCUUCCACACACACAUACACACUUUCACAUGUACCCCGUUGUUUGUUUUGUUCAAUAAAUGUGUAAAAAUA
This is a messenger RNA of Centropristis striata (black sea bass), 1228 nucleotides long. RefSeq names its product mitochondrial ribosomal protein L39 (gene mrpl39). The coding region runs from base 135 to 1157 and encodes 340 amino acids. The record is from RefSeq and is a predicted model, not a curated record. Gene Ontology annotation, cellular component: mitochondrion. Gene Ontology annotation, molecular function: nucleotide binding; RNA binding. The transcript has 10 exons. NCBI's taxonomy places the organism in Eukaryota, Metazoa, Chordata, Actinopteri, Perciformes, Serranidae.